CGGACCGACCGACUGAAUUUUGCUUGUUUUGACCCUCUCCUUUAUGAUCACCUCGAUAUUCUGAAUGUGAACACUUUAUUUCAGUCCCCACAAUGUAAAUAACCCCCCUAUAAUAUGAACGUUGAUAGCUAGCGCCACCUAGUAUUGAGUUAACACUAUGCAUCCAAUUGGUUAAUUUUAUGAUUGGCUAGAAAAAGAGAAAGGGACAAUGGACACAAUCAAUAUCAUAUGUGAAUAGAACAAUGAAUGAAUGUUUUUUUUUGUUUUUCAACGAUUAUUUAUUAUAAACUGUAACUAGUCGUCAUGAACUUCACCAUCAUUUAACAAAUGAGACGAACCAGCUGAUAAAUUAUUAUCGAUCAAUGGAAUUACCAAUGAAGAUGCAAAUAGUAAUGAAGAUCAACAAAAUGAUGAUUUACCAAGUGAAGAACCACCAUCAUUAUCUGAAUGUUUACACCUGGUUCGUCGUCUUCGUCUUUUCUCAACAAUGCACCAACCAGAUUUAAAUUCUUUCAUCAUUCAAUUACAAUCUAAAUUAACUGAUGCAUUACUUGAUUCUAGUUUAUCAAAACAAAGAUCAAUUACAGAUUAUUUCAAAUAUUCACCUGUUGAAGUUCAUAAAAAUCUUAUGAAAUGA
Rotaria sp. Silwood1 is the source of this 637-nucleotide messenger RNA. NCBI's taxonomy places the organism in Eukaryota, Metazoa, Rotifera, Eurotatoria, Philodinida, Philodinidae. The record is from the annotation of a GenBank genome assembly.